Messenger RNA from Tetranychus urticae (two-spotted spider mite), 1158 nucleotides. Its product is annotated as doublesex- and mab-3-related transcription factor dmd-3. The record is from RefSeq and is a predicted model, not a curated record. Gene Ontology annotation, cellular component: nucleus. Gene Ontology annotation, molecular function: DNA-binding transcription factor activity, RNA polymerase II-specific; RNA polymerase II cis-regulatory region sequence-specific DNA binding. Gene Ontology annotation, biological process: sex differentiation; regulation of transcription by RNA polymerase II. Lineage: Eukaryota; Metazoa; Arthropoda; Arachnida; Trombidiformes; Tetranychidae.
AUCUUCCAGUUCAUUUCUUGUCAAUUCACACUGAUUGUUUUUAAACUGUGUUAACUUUUCAGUUGCAAAUUUUUAUGCUUGCAGUUAAAUCAUAUUUUUUUGAAUAUAGCUCAACAAAGUCUACUAACUCGACUGGAUACAUCAAAGGUCUAUUCUGUUUGUUUGAACAUUUCCAUUAAAUUCUUUAUUUCAGUUUUUACUUCUCUAUAAAUUGAUGGAGAAUCAAAAAUCGUCUAAACAACCAACCACUCGUCGUCCCUUAUGUGCUCGCUGUCGCAACCAUGGAGAAAAAGUACCCAAAAAAGGCCACAAAAGGUUUUGUAGGUUUGCUUCAUGCACAUGUAUCAAUUGCGUUAUCAUUGCUGAACGACAAAUUGUGAGUGCAAAGCAAGUUGCCCUUCGACGACAGCAAGAACAGGAUAAAAAAUAUGGUCCACUAGGAUCGUCUUCUAGAUGCUCAAAUGAUCCUGAUAAAAGUGAUGCCGAUGAUCGCGAUGAUGUCAAUAAAGGUUUUCUUCAAUCUGAAGAUUCUCAAUCAACCAGUCGGCACCCUUUGUGUGCUCGUUGUCGCAAUCAUGGGGAAGAAGUACUCAAAAAGGGUCACAAAAGAUUUUGUAAAUUCGCCGCUUGUACCUGUGUCAAUUGUGUGCUAAUUUCUGAACGGCAACGGUUAAUGGCCAAACAAAACGCCCUCCGGAAACAACAAGAACAAGACAAGCAAUAUGGACCACCACCACCACCACCGCCACCACCUUCACUGCCGAUGAUGUCGGUUACUAGUCGUAUGCUUCUGGAGCUUCUUGCAAGCAUAAACAUGUACAACAUGUACUAUUCGAUGAAUUGUCCCAACCGAUAAUAGGCAAUGCAGUUUCUUGGGUUCUCUUCAUCCAAUCCUUCAUUCCUACAAACCAAAUUAUCGACCAACAGGAAAUGUUGUCAAUUGUUCAACUAGAAACUCGACGUUCAUUUAACCAUGUUUUUUUCAACCACCUCAAUUUUACUUUUCUUAAUGAUCAGCUAUUAUGGUACAAUCAUUUAUUUACAGUGAAAAACUCUAAAUUACGAUGAAUCGCACAAGGUUUUCUGAUAUUAAUAAAAAUGUUAACUAAAUAAAUUAAAAUCUCGACAUUGAGAAAUUUUGUAAAUAAUAAAAACAAG